Messenger RNA from Larimichthys crocea (large yellow croaker), 3380 nucleotides. RefSeq lists its product as uncharacterized. Lineage: Eukaryota; Metazoa; Chordata; Actinopteri; Sciaenidae. The coding region runs from base 250 to 2667 and encodes 805 amino acids. Gene Ontology annotation, molecular function: interleukin-17 receptor activity. The transcript has 17 exons. The record is from RefSeq and is a predicted model, not a curated record.
AGGUGUGCGCGCAACCUUUCACGUAAAAUUACUGUUGUUAUUUUCUGAAAUAAACGUCCUCCGGGUUCAGUCAUCUGAGAGCACCUUAGUAAAAUAAGGCGGGCGCACAUGCCGGAGAUAACGCUCAGCUGGGCGCAGAGGAUAUACCACACAUUUGUUCUCGCUUUUACCAGCAGUAACCAACUCCAUGGAGCGGCGACUUUGUCUUCACGGAGCCCAUAAUCCUGGUUACUAACUCUACAAAUCUCAAUGUAUUUUACAAAUUUAAAAUGCUUCAUCGCGGUGGCAUUUGUUGCCAUCAUGGUGCCUCCACAGCUGCUGGAAUGCACCAAAACAUGUCGGGUGGCAGAUCAAACUGAUUAUGUAGAGGGUGGCUGCCCUGUGAAACUGCUGGGGUCAGUUUCAGAGUCUCUUGAUGACCAGUUUUAUUCUGAAUGUGUCACUGUCAGCGUUUGGAUGAAGCGUGAUGACUUAUCAAAGGACCCGAAGGUUGAAAUUGUCUCCGAAACCACUGAAACAAUUAUACCUACCAUGAAAAAAGGCAAAAAGGGAAAGAAGGCGUACAAUGUAAGAAAACAAUAUGUCAGGUGUGACAUGGGUGGCAUGCAGUCAAAUAACAAUACCAGUGUUAUCCUGCUGCUGCAACAAAGUUGUACCAAGGCUGAAGCAAAUCAAGUUGUUUCUGUGUCGUACAGCACAACUUCAAUGCGCUGCAACACCAGUUACAGAGUACCAGAUCCCAUACCACACUUUAAUCUGUCCGUGAAUGAGUCAUCUAAAUCCAUCGCUGUCACUGUGGAGCCAGGAAAUAAAGUAUACGCCAUGUGGUGUUACCAAAAAAGUCCACAACACUGCAUGAGCAGAGGACAGGCUCCAAGAAUUACUAUUGAUCCAUCUCAGAAUCCAACAGCUCUUCUUAACAUCCCUUACCUGCUGCCCUGUGUCUGCGUGCAGGUAUUUUACACCAAUAUGGAUGCACAUCGACAUAAAAAGUGCCUGUUUCAAAAUCAAAGCAUCCCAGAUGUCACAGAUGUUUGGUCCUCCUCUAAUGUGACACUAUAUGAGUCACAUUUCACAUGGAGAUCAAAGUGUCCAGCCAGCGACUUCAGUGUCUCUGCCUCCCUCUGCUGGAAGCAGCAAGAACACCUAUGCACGCCUGUGCUCAACUCCACACUGAAGGGGGAGGUCAGGGGAGAACUACUGAAAUAUACCACAUCUGCAGUGGACAAACACCCUCAGAUGUGUGUGCAGUUUUCUCUACAAGGCAGCCGUCAUAUCUAUUGUCCCUUCAAAGCUGAUAUGUCUUCAUGGGAGGUGUCACUCAGACCGGGCAUUCAGAGUGUCUUUUUGUAUUUCACCUCUAUUGUAUCAAUAGAGGCGAGAUACAAGUUUUAUAAGUUUUCAGCUCAGCUCUGUGUUCUUGAUAAGAGGGGAUGUACACCCACGGGGGAGGUCCACUCAAUAACAGUGAAUGGAAAUACAACAGAUGCAAGGUUAAAAGUGCCUCUUCAUUCUGUCGCCGAGAAGCCGUGUGUGCAGGUGUGGCAGUCACAUCCGUCACUUCACGGUAGAAGAGUGCUGUGUCCUGACUACACCCACAACCGGUACGGCAUGUGUGCUGUGGCAGUUUUGAUAUUUGUGGUUAUUGCUGCAUUACUGGGAAUUUUCAUCCACCGUCUUACAAAGGGUGGAGCUGCAGGUUGGCUCUGUAUCCAGAAGCCAGUGUUGCUGGUGUGUUCAUCAGAGCAGUCAGCCCACGUCUCUGCUGUGUGUGCAUUAGCCUCAGUCCUGCAGGGGGAGCUAAGUGCCACGGUGAACAUGGCUUUGUGGGCCCUAAGCUCACAAACACAGGCUGGUGCUGGCACUGGAGUGGCAGACCUGGGUCCACUUCCGUGGCUGUACGGGCAGUGGGAAGCUGUGCGUAAGGCGCAAGGAAAAGUGCUGAUUGUUUGGAGUCCUGAAGCCAAGAAGACCUAUGAAAAGUGGAGGGAGGAGAGGGUGAACAUGAAUAAAAAACAGAGAAAAAAGGAAGAUUACAACAUAGACCAAGUGGGGGAUGAGAAAACCGCAGUGAAUGGAAGAAGACUGGGAAAAUGCAAAAAUAAGAAUGCGGCAAGAAAAAAAGAUUGUGAUAAAUUAUGUGUUGAUAAAGACUGGUACCCCCAGAGGGAGCUAUCCACAGUGAUAGCACCAGUGUUCAUGGCUGCUCUGGCCUGCCUAGAGGGAGUGCUGCAGGGGUGCAAAGGUCAAGGAGUGGCCCUUGUCUACUUCCAAGGCCUUUGCCACAGCAGGGACAUUCCAAAGGACUUCAGAGGUGUCCCUCGGUACUGCUUACCGCAGGAUUUCAGGGGUUUAAUACAGGAGCUGGGAGGGAUAAGAAGGACAAAAACUGAUCAAUUCAGCUGGCACUGCUGGCCCAGACUCCUGUCCAAAGUAUUAUCAAUAUGGCUGGCACGGCAGCUAGCCCAAAGACUAAAAACACUGCUGCCUCAGACGCAAGGAAAGAAAAUGCAAGGGCAGAGUGGCACAUCAUCACUGAAAAUGAUGUCAGAUCAGACACAGAGCAGGCUCAAGUUGCCUCUGUCAGCCAACAUGACCAGGAGACCAGGAACGGCACAAGAGCACGAGCCUCUCCGCGGGUCACCAUGGAGAGUGGUGAAACUUUAAUCUCAGGUUUCACGUGUCUGAUGGUGGACAGACUUUCGUCCAGUUGGAAACACGAUAUGCUGCACAUGAGACACAGGAGCUGGUGUUCCAUUGUGAUAACCUCGGUGCCAAUCACUGUAAAAACUGUUCAUUAACUUGACACCAUCGUGGCAAAAAUGCCACCAAGUUUUGCAUAUUAAAACGAAAAAUACUCUGUCCUAUCUCCUGCAUUUAGCCUCUAACAGAGCCUCUCUUUAUGUUACUUUCAUGACUGAACCAUAGUCAACACCUGUGUUAUCUUUGUACAUAGAACCAUUAUGAAAAUCUGGUUGCAAAUUAUACCUCAUUUUUUUCAUGCGUGCAGUGAGUGGUGUGUGCACACAUACAAAUUAUAUGUGAACGUUGUUUACAGGAACUCGGAAAUUUACAUAGGAUUGUAUAAACACAGAUGUGCCAAAGCUGUGACAAGAUUUCCAGGUGAAAAGAGGAAAUUACUUGUCCUGAAGUGCGCUUGACUGUUUGACAGUUAACUUACAUGUUUGUGCGUGCAAGUGUUAUACUCAGUUUACUUAUGUAAACCCAUUUUUAAAUAUUUGCACAUGUACUACCUCCUAAGUAUUUCAAUGUUUUGUACGUUUGUUGUUGACUCAGAUAUUAUUUGUUGCUACAAUGUAUAUUAGCCUGGCAUUAUAACAUUUUGUAUACAAAAUAAAACAAUAUUCUUUUAAUAAAAA